Molecule: messenger RNA, 1065 nt
Organism: Lodderomyces margitis
Lineage: Eukaryota; Fungi; Ascomycota; Pichiomycetes; Serinales; Debaryomycetaceae
Exons: 1
Coding region: 1-1065 (354 amino acids)
Biological process (GO): mRNA 3'-end processing
Cellular component (GO): RNA polymerase II, holoenzyme
Molecular function (GO): RNA polymerase II complex binding
Source: RefSeq, a predicted model, not a curated record
AUGUCGGCCGAAUCAUUUGCCUCGAAGUUGAAGAAUAUCAAUGAAACCCAAGACUCAAUUAACUACCUCUCCGGGUACAUGCUUCAAAAUGAACCAUCAUCACAGUUAUUCAUUGAUGUGUGGAGAUCGCAGGUGCUAAACGCGUCACCAGCAACAAAACUAUUACUACUAUAUUUAUGCAACGAUGUUAUCCAGAAGGCCAAGCGCCAUCACAAGACAAAGUACAUAUCAGACUUUUUCAGACCGCUUUUGGAAGUCAUAAAUCCCAUCUACCACAGCGUUGAUUCAGCUAUAAAGAAAAAGAUCGAGAGACUCAUUUCGGUGUGGGAGGAGAGGUUAGUGUUUGAUGCUGACGGAAUAAGGAAACUAAAAGACCGCGUAGCGCAACCUCCAUCUGUGCAAAAGUCGACUACGGCUACCCCAAUACAACCCGCAGUUGUCUCAGAACUUCAACUUGUGAAUGACCUAUACAAACGCAUCAACGAUUUGACUGAUGUAAGUCAGGGGAACCUUACUCAAUUGGGGAUACAGUCCAAGACCUAUUUGAAUUUGGACGCAGAUACCUUGCCGGAAACACAGGUGCACCUUAACAAGCUCAAAGUUUUGGAGAAGCUAAGCAACGUGGCGAUAAAAAACAUAGAAAGUAUAAAAUCUACUAGAGAGCAAAUCAAAUUCAAUUUAGAAACGAUGCUUCACUCCUUAGAAAGUGGGUUGCAAACGGACGAUAGCAAAAUUGCAGUCAUUAACGACAAAUUGAAAAGGAUUGAUGAAACGAGGCGUGCUUUGCAAGGCACUGCCGAAAGUUCAGACGAUGACGAGGAGUUGCCCAAGUAUGUCGACGAGGAUUCUGAUGACGACGAGCCGGAGUUGAAAAAGAGGAGAGCUUCGCCCACCCCCUCUGGUGGGUCAACACCAAAAAAGGUUGCAUUUGCCAAAGAUAUUCAAGUAAACGAGUACGACAAUAAGGCAAAAGAGGAUGAAGAUUCAGAGGGCGAUGAAAAGGAGCAACCAAAGGAAGACACACCUAGUGCUGAGGUCAUGGAUAUAUUACUUAAACUAGCAUAG